CAGUUAAAUUGUAUAAAAUAACGUCUUAUAUGGCGUUUAGACUGGCCGUAAGUGACUCAUUUAAAAUCAGUCAUUUGAAAAUGUUUACAUUCAUUUGUUCUCCUUUCAAACAGCUGCUUUAUCAACGUGCCUGUUGAUUUGAUUUUUGACCUGUGCCAAAAAAUGUUGGAUGAAGCAGUUAAAAAGAAAAACACCAGCAAAUGGCAUAAAUAGACGAGAGUUUAUUGAGCAUUUAGUGGAAGAAUACCAUACAACAACAAACAUUGAAGCGAAGGAGCAAGUAACUGCUAAUUUAGCUAAUUUUGCAUAUGAUCCUAUAAACUGGAAGUACUUGAAGGACACAAAAGCUUUGUAUGUGUUUAUGGAAGUCAUUCCCUUGCCAAACGAGCGACUACAGUUGCAUGCACUUGCCGGAUUGUGUAACAUAUGCUUAGAUGCACAAGCAAAACGAUUUAUAACAAAAGAAAGCAGUUUUACAGCGUUAACUAAAUUAUUUCUGGAGACACAAAAUAGUGAAAUAAUAAUUAAUUUUAUAACACUUUUUCAUCAAUUGCUUACUGUGGAAAAGACUGACUCUGAAUUAAAACAAAUUAUAGCAACUCCUGAUAUACUCAAAAGAGUAAUUAAUUUACGUCAGCAAACGGCGGAUCAAAGAAUAAAGAAUCUUUGUAUAAUAUUUUUAGAAGAUUUUGGUAGCAGAAUAGAAAUUCAUGAAUUACCUACUAUUAGUAAACCAAAUGUUAAUAUUACGGAGGUUUUGCAGUCAAACAGCGUUGAAAACUGCUGAAGCAGUACUUGUGAGAAAUUUCACA
Messenger RNA from Teleopsis dalmanni, 812 nucleotides. RefSeq names its product armadillo repeat-containing protein 7-like. The record is from RefSeq and is a predicted model, not a curated record. Lineage: Eukaryota; Metazoa; Arthropoda; Insecta; Diptera; Diopsidae. The transcript is spliced from 4 exons. Bases 170 to 787 code for a protein of 205 amino acids.